AGAUCGUCGAUGGCAACGCGAAGAUGACGCUGGGCAUGAUCUGGACCAUUAUCCUCAGAUUUGCCAUCCAGGACAUCUCGGUGGAAGAGACCUCGGCGAAGGAGGGCUUGCUGCUGUGGUGUCAGAGGAAGACGGCUCCCUACAAGAACGUCAACGUGCAGAACUUCCACAUCAGCUGGAAAGACGGUCUUGCUUUCAAUGCCUUGAUCCACAGACACAGACCGGAGCUCAUUGAAUACGACAAACUCAGAAAGGAUGACCCCGUGACGAAUCUGAACAACGCCUUCGAAGUGGCGGAGAAGUACCUGGACAUCCCCAAGAUGCUGGAUGCAGAGGACAUUGUCAACACAGCUCGCCCCGACGAGAAAGCCAUCAUGACCUAUGUGUCGAGCUUCUACCAUGCCUUUUCUGGGGCUCAGAAGAUGGCCGUUUUGUCUCUUGUUGACUCGGGAACCAGACCUCAGCUUGUUCACAUGGAUAUUGUAGGCACUCUCAGGCCCGAUGAGAAGGCCAUCAUGACAUACGUUUCCUGCUUCUACCACGCUUUCUCGGGUGCUCAGAAGCUGCUGGAGUGGAUCAAGCGCACCAUCCCUUGGCUGGAGGACCGCAGCCCGCAGAAGACCAUACAAGAGAUGCAGCAGAAGCUGGAAGACUUCCGCGACUACCGACGCGUCCACAAGCCCCCCAAAGUGCAGGAGAAAUGCCAGCUGGAGAUCAACUUCAACACCCUGCAGACAAAACUCCGGCUGAGCAACAGACCUGCUUUCAUGCCCUCCGAGGGGAAAAUGGUCUCG
Messenger RNA from Fulmarus glacialis (Northern fulmar), 794 nucleotides. Its product is annotated as alpha-actinin-4-like. The annotation marks the transcript as partial. Gene Ontology annotation, biological process: actin cytoskeleton organization; muscle cell development. The record is from RefSeq and is a predicted model, not a curated record. Gene Ontology annotation, cellular component: cell junction; cell projection; cortical actin cytoskeleton. NCBI's taxonomy places the organism in Eukaryota, Metazoa, Chordata, Aves, Procellariiformes, Procellariidae. The transcript is spliced from 8 exons. Gene Ontology annotation, molecular function: actin filament binding.